Molecule: messenger RNA, 1302 nt
Organism: Raphanus sativus (radish)
Lineage: Eukaryota; Viridiplantae; Streptophyta; Magnoliopsida; Brassicales; Brassicaceae
Product: NADP-dependent malic enzyme 2-like
Exons: 11
Coding region: 1-1302 (433 amino acids)
Biological process (GO): malate metabolic process; glycolytic process
Cellular component (GO): chloroplast
Molecular function (GO): fructose-bisphosphate aldolase activity; malate dehydrogenase (decarboxylating) (NAD+) activity; malate dehydrogenase (decarboxylating) (NADP+) activity
Source: RefSeq, a predicted model, not a curated record
AUGGUCGAAAGGUUUAUAGCUACUGGGAUAGAGUUUGAAUCUGUGGAUAUGGAAGUAGAGCACGGCAACCAGUACAGGAUCUUCAGCAGCAUUGAUAAAUGGAAAAGGUUACAGUAUCCUCCGGGUACUGUAGUUGUUGUUAUCAGCAGUGACUCUGGUUACCGUCCGAUUCUUCGCUCAUUGAGAGAGUCCGGUUUUAGGACUGUUAACUUUUCUAAACCGGAUUGGUACAAGGUUCUCGACUUGGGUCCUCGUCUGGAUCCCAGACAAUAUGGUUUUGCUCCUAUUCUGGAGGAGGGGCGUACUGUCGUGAGAAUUCCCAACGGUCCGUCUGCUCUCGCUGUGAAAGAAGCUGCUUGGGGCCUUGCUCGAUACGCUGUCAUUUCACAGGAGAGGAAGCUGAUGCACAAUCUCCGCCAGUACACUGUUCCUCUACAGCGUUACAUGGCCCUCAUGGAUCUUCAGGAAAGGAACGAGAGGUUGUUCUAUAAGCUUUUGAUUGACAACGUGGAGGAGUUGCUUCCAGUUGUGUACACACCAACAAUUGGUGAGGCUUGCCAGAAGUAUGGUACCAUUUUCAGGAAGCCACAAGGUCUCUACAUCAGCUUGAAAGAGAAGGGAAAGAUUCUUGAAGUGUUGAAGAACUGGCCCCAGAGAGGGAUUCAAGUUAUCGUUGUUACUGAUGGUGAGCGCAUUCUCGGUCUGGGUAAUCUUGGUUGCCAGGGAGUGGGAAUUCCAGUGGGGAAGCUUUCUCUUUACACAGCUUUGGGAGGAAUCCGUCCAUCAGCUUGCCUUCCAAUCACCAUAGAUGUGGGUACAAACAACCAGAAGUUGCUGGAUGAUGAAUUCUACAUUGGCCUUAAACAGAGAAGGGCAACUGGGCAGGAGUAUUCAGACUUUCUGCACGAGUUCAUGCGCGCUGUGAAGCAGAACUAUGGAGAGAAAGUGUUGGUACAGUUUGAAGAUUUUGCAAACCACAAUGCGUUUGACCUUCUGUCUAAGUACAUGGAUACUCAUCUUGUCUUCAAUGACGAUAUCCAGGGUACUGCACCUGUGGUGCUUGCUGGGCUUAUUGCCGCUCAGAAGGUGCUUGGUAAAAGCCUUGCUGACAAUACCUUCUUGUUCUUGGGUGCCGGAGAGGCUGGAACUGGUAUUGCUGAGUUAAUUGCUCUUAAAAUUCCGAAAGAGACGGGAGCUCCCAUCGAGGAGACCAGGAAGAAGAUUUGGCUCGUGAACUCCAAGGUAUAUUGUUUGGCAGCCAACAAGAACUUUCUCAUCCUCUUUAACUUUAACCUUUCUUGA